CUCUCACUCAUCUCCGUCGAAUUCGCAGCGAAACGUUAAUCGCGUGUCCACUUUAAAGGAUUGAAAGUGUGAGAGGGAAAAGCUGACUUCCGAAACAUUUGUUGUCUCUGACAGUCCGCAGAUAACAGGAAGCAACAUGAUGUGAUGAUCUUUGGCUUUUCUAAAAGAGGUUUGUUCUGUAUUGUUCAACAAAUAAAUUUUAACCCAGCGACUUUUUGGCAAAUGAAACGAAGUUUAUAAGUGUCCAAUUAAAAUGCCAAGCUGAAAUAUAUUUUUUGAACUAAGGAUGGGUAUAUGGCUUCUAGUAACAGGAAUGCUUUUAAUUUGUGGCAGUUACAGUGCUUCUGAUGACAGCUAUGAAAGAGCUAAACUGUACAUGGAAGCAUGUGCCAAACAAGAACUGUUUGCCUCAGUGCCACCGCUCAAUUUUACCUGUGAAAACAAGAUAGCUGGUGGUUACUAUGCAGACAUUGAUACUGGCUGCCACAUUUUCCAUUUAUGUGCUCCUAGCAAUCUCCAAACUCUUACUGACCACCCCUUCUGCUGUCACCCGGAGUUAGUGUUUGACCAACGGUUUCUUGUCUGUGAUCGUCCAGAAAAUGUAGAUUGUCCAGUGUCAUACCGUUACUACAGUGACCAAUUUGAUGGACCAGUCAAAGUGCAGCAACGUGAAAAUGAAGAGCAAGAAGCUAGAAAUCGUGCCAGACAGUCCAGAGGAAGUGAUGCAGAGGGAAAUACAUCCGAUCCAGAAGAAAUCGUAGGGGAAGAAGCAGAAGAUGAACAGUUUUCUAGAAAUGAAAGUACUGAAGCCAGUGAUCAACUGGUAGAAAACCCCGGGAAGGCAGUAACCCUCCCACCGGCUUUCCGUCAACGCUGAAUUGCUGUUUUAUAUAAUUUAUUUGCUUAGAAUGACGUUUGUUUUAUUGUGGAUAUACGGAGACUUUAUAAUUUUAGGAAUGAACUGUUUGAAAUAAUUCUGAAGUUCCUGAGUUGUUUUGGUGGAUGAAAAAAUGAAGUCAUAAACUAUAUAUUUACUCUAAAAUACGUUUUGUUCUUAUGAUAGAAAAAAAACUGGAUCUCUAUAAAGUCCAAGUGUGUUGAAUACAGCCUAAAAAUAUGUUUUUUAAAAGUUUAAAGUUUAUAUAUACACAAUUUGUGCAAGUAGCGAAAUUAUUACUGAAGUGAAUUAAUGGUGCCAAAUAUCUGUAAGCGAAUUUAAAUUAAUCUUUUAUAACAAACAUACUUAUUAUUCUUCCAAUAUUUAUAGGAUGUUGUUAAUUUUAAUAAGAUUUUGUCUAUUUACUGAAUUUUAAAUUAUACUUUUAUUUGCUAUCAGUAACUUUGCUUCUUAAAAAUUGCCAUUGUGAAUGAGAAUAUAAUUAACUUAUCUUAUGUAAACUUAGAAACAUGUUAUGAAAUAGUAUAUAUUUUAUCUUCAGUUGUUUUAACUUAAGGUAUAAUAUAUAUUCUCCUCAUGUUAAAUAAAUAAAAUAUUAUACAUUUUUAUAUAGUCUGCUUAAAAUGUCUUGAUUACAAUAGUUUUUAUUUUUCAAAUAUAUUGAUAUAUUUUU
Argiope bruennichi is the source of this 1571-nucleotide messenger RNA. RefSeq lists its product as uncharacterized. Gene Ontology annotation, molecular function: chitin binding. The transcript is spliced from 5 exons. Gene Ontology annotation, cellular component: extracellular region. Lineage: Eukaryota; Metazoa; Arthropoda; Arachnida; Araneae; Araneidae. Bases 287 to 877 code for a protein of 196 amino acids. The record is from RefSeq and is a predicted model, not a curated record.